This is a messenger RNA of Fusarium musae, 303 nucleotides long. RefSeq lists its product as uncharacterized. Bases 1 to 303 code for a protein of 100 amino acids. The record is from RefSeq and is a predicted model, not a curated record. NCBI's taxonomy places the organism in Eukaryota, Fungi, Ascomycota, Sordariomycetes, Hypocreales, Nectriaceae. Gene Ontology annotation, cellular component: extracellular region. The transcript is spliced from 3 exons.
AUGCAGUUCUACGCCAUCGCCUCUCUCUUCCUUGCCGGCACUGCCUUCGCCGCGCCUGCUACUUCCCCCAACGGCUACGAUGCUUGCCCCGAUGGUGGUCUCAUCGGAACCCCCCAGUGCUGCAGUCUCGACCUCGCCGGUGUCCUUUCCGGCGAGUGCAGUUCUCCUACCAAGACUCCCAACAGCGCCAAGGAGUUCCAGGAGAUUUGCGCCGCCUCUGGCCAGAAGGCUCGCUGCUGUUUCCUCUCCGAGGUUUUUACGCUCGGCGCUUUUUGCCAGAAGCCUGUCGGUGUUACUGCUUAA